Molecule: messenger RNA, 780 nt
Organism: Striga asiatica
Lineage: Eukaryota; Viridiplantae; Streptophyta; Magnoliopsida; Lamiales; Orobanchaceae
Source: the annotation of a GenBank genome assembly
AUGUGGCACGGGCACAUACUUUAUACAGAACAGAACAAGGACCUGAUGGAAGGCGGGAAGAUUCGUGACGAAGUGGGAGAAAAUGGCGGGAAUGCCGGAGACGAGCUCGGUGUGGAUGAGCCCGAUGCCGCGGACCCGAACUAUGCCGAGCCAGUUGAUGGAGACCUUGUUCUGCACGUCGAACUCGUACUUCUUGAGGGUGCCGUAGUGCCACGCGUGCAUGACGGCGAGGAAGACGAGGGAGAGGGCGACCGGGACCCACGCGCCCUCGAGGAACUUUAUGAGGGAGGCCGAGAAGUAGAGGGCCUCGACCGAGCCGAAGAGGAGUAUGAAGGCGAGGGCGAAAAGGACAUUUCGGUUCCAGCACAAGACGAUGACGAGGGACAUGAGGCACGUCGUGACGAGCAUGACGGUUAUAACGGCAAGACCUGCGUGUGUGUGUGUGUGUGCCGUGUCCCUAAAUCCAACAGUAACAGCCAAACAGAGGAUCAUCAAAGUCCAGUUGAUUUCGGGAAUGUAAAUUUGGCCGCACAUUUUAGACGAAGUGUGAAUAAUUUUGACCCGAGGGAAGCAGCCGAGUGCACAACAUUGCUUAAUUAUGGAAAAAGUCCCGGUUAUAACGGCUUGGCUUCCCACAACAGCGGCGACACUUAUGCAGAAAAGCCAGGUUAUCACAAUCGGAGCGAAUAUAACUCCGAGCCUGUGGGUCCCGUAAUGUUGAAGAUAGAACAAAAACAGCAGGAUUACACAAGCCACUGGAACUUCUAUAUCUGCAUGACA